GGUCUAGAAAACUGCCGUCUUCAAAUUCGCAAUUACCCCGUCGCACCCCGUCCUACUCCUAGAGGCUUGAGUGCCUCAAUUGUCCACACCAGCGAGCAAGCAUAUUCCGGCCCUAUUUUGUCGCACCAGAUGUUUCACUGGUCGAUAUAAGCUAUAUCCUAGAAUCAGGCCGUGUCGUUUAUCUCUUCAUCGUGUACUCUUACCACCAGUGUCCAUUAUAUCCAUUAUAUCCAUUAUUCAGCCUUUGUCCCGAAUGCCCCGUCCCCAUUUUGCUAGCUAGUCGGAUCCUCGGAGACUUAUCUUAUACCGUAAUUGCUUUCCGGGCUCGAUCAUUAGAUAGACUGAACGUUGUGGGCUCCUGUUAUAGUCCUCAGUUCGUGUUGAGGACCCGUCCAUCCGCUAGACUGAGAGAACUACCCGCGAGCAUGUCCGGCGCCAUUUUGUAGUCGGUACUUUCCUAGCCCCAGAUCGGGCCUAUCGUCUAUAUACCAUGUGACGGCUUAACAUAUUUGAACGGCUGGAUUGCAAGACAAUAAUUUUACUACCCGGAGGCUGAAUUAGGUAGUAUAACGACGAUCAUUUUUUCUGAAAUGGAUUCGACGGACGAAGCGUCCCAAGACGCAUCUUCGAACUCUCAACCUCCCCGGCCGCCAACGCCAGAAGAUAAGGAUGACGACAAUUCGGCGCCUAAGAAACCGAUUGUUCGGAAGCGAACGAAGACCGGUUGUCUCACUUGCCGAAAGCGCAGAAUAAAAUGUGAUGAAGGAAGGCCAACUUGUAACAACUGCUUGAAGUCGAAACGGCAAUGCGAAGGAUAUAGCCAAAGGGUCGUCUUUAAAGACCCUCUCGGCGCAUUUGCCAAUGCUUCUUAUGGUCCCAUCCAUUAUCCAGCGCCUUCUCCUCAGGCGCUGGUAAGAGAGCAACAAUUAUCGGCAGCGCAGCAAAGGUCUUCGUCGCAAUCUUUACAGAUAAUCGCCCCUAAACCCCCACCAGCAGGAUACCAUCAACUUGUUGCUCAGUAUGGCCAUGGAUAUCACGGCCAGGCAGGACAGACCUCAUCGCCUCCUCUGAACUUCGAUCCGAACGCAUUUGGACCUCAACCUGCACCAUCGAAAUACACUUUCAUUUCGCCAGCAACUGUCGAUGCAUUCUCACAAUCUCAAUGGAGGCCAGACCAACCGGCGAACUUUGGUCAGAAUAUCUCUCAUAUUCAACCAGAGCAUCAUCAACAGCAGCAUCAUCAGCAACAGCAACAGCUAGACAACUCUCAGCUUGACAAAGGCAAAGCUCGCGCUGAAUCCGUAGUGUACAUACAGGCUGAUGCAGAACCAGAACUCGAGGAAUGGGAAUACCCUGUCUCGGACGAUGAAUCUAUGGUAGAGUCGGAUGAUAUGCCGAUUGGUGAGCGGCGCACCUCACUUGACUUCAAUGAACUCGGAGUCGUUGCUCUCAAUGAUAAACAAAUAGCAGCGGUGUUCUGGCAUUUUAUAAACGUGACCGGACCUAGCAUCUCUCUUUACGAAAGACAUCCUUUCGACCCAACUCCCCUUUUCCAAGGAACAUCAAUACCGAAGGCACGCCAACACAUUUGGACCUACACGUUCCCGAUUCUAGCCUUGACUCAUCCGGCUCUCCUUCACGCAAUCCUCGCCAUCGCAAGUUUACAGAUUGCGAAACUCCAAUCCGUACCGCCUACAGCGUCUCUUAAACACUACCACCUAGCUCUGAGGAGAAUUGCGCGGAACGUUGGUCGGCCAAACAGGCGAGCCCAACCUGCGAACCUGGCGGCGACGUUAGUUCUAUCAUUUUAUGAAGUAUGGAAUUCCGACCACGAUAAAUGGAGUAGGCAUUUGCUAGGUGCGCGUUUGCUAUUCAGAGAAAUACCGUUCGCCGAGAUGACGCGAAAUAUGAUGGCAAUCAAACUUCAGAUGAGGUUGCAAGAAAUGCAACAAUCUCCAAUCGAUGCGUUUGGAAUGUUCCCAACAUAUGAGGAAAACGGACCUUUGCAUAAGGACUGGGAUCUGAUUGAUGUGCCUCUACUAAGCGCAAUAACUGGUAGAGAUAUCUCGUAUGAUGAAUUGGGAAUGGUCCCUGAAGAACGAAGCCAAUAUCGGAGAUCGAGAACACAACACACAGAGAGGGAUAUGGAGAAGUACCAGCAAAUGAGCGAUCUUUACUGGUGGUACUGUAAAAUGGACGUAUACCAAAGCAUCCUUGGUGGAACUCAAUUAUUCCUGGAGUAUAACCAAUGGACUCAAUGCCCGCCAAGAGCCCCAAUGGGGAGGCUCGAUGCUAUAUAUGGCACGUACGACCACCUAAUGCUGUUGCUCGGCCGUUUAGCAAGUUUCACGUCAAAGGACCUAACCCGCAAGCGCGAAGCGUUCAAGGCGAACGGACCGGGCCGCGGGGGUUCGCCGGGAAUGUUUCCGGGCAUGGUACCUCGCCAUCCAGAGAGGGUGACGGUGCCGAUGGGCUUCACCCCGCCGCGGGAGACGUCGCCGCCCAGCGACGAGUCCUCCGAGAAUAUCGACCUCGACACUAGUACCGCCGAGGCGUAUCGCGAGUGGGAGGAGAUCCGGCAGGCCUUCGAGACUUUAAAGAGCCACUUCGGUCCCGAAUUCCAACCCCUCGGCGCCGACAUCUACCCCGCGAAGGCGACCCCGUUCGGCCUCGCGGCUCAUUACAGGACGUACUCCAUCGCGGGCAUCUGGAUGAACUUUUACAUGGGCCUUAUCGUACUGCACCGCGCCCAUCCGACUAUGCCGCCUAUCGCUAUGGUGGCUGCCGGCCUUUCGGCGAGAACUACGGCGGGUUACUGUAUGGAAGUUGGUCGCAUCGCGGCUGGACUGGAGGAGAAUAUCGAGCAACUCUCAAACGUGAGUACGCUGAUGGCGGCUGCACUGAUUGAAUGCUGUUUCCCGUUGUUCGUGGCGGGUAUCCAGUACCACGAUGACUUCCAGCGACAAUGGACAAUCCAACGGCUCCACGAUAUCGCGCGGCUGACAGGAUGGCAAUCAGCGCGACAGAUCGCCGUCGGAUGCGAGUCCGCCUGGAUCAAAGCCGCGCAGUUAGGCCGCGGACCGCCAUAUACAAGGUCCGUCAACCUGAACAUCGAUCCCCCGGGUUCGAUCUGGGUGCAUGCCCGCCGCCUCGACAAGCGCAUCCAAGAGAUCGAUCUCGACGAGUCCAAGAUCGUCCUUGCCAAAGGCGAGAAGGCAUCUUAUGCCAUCGGCUUGCUGGCCGUGGAGCAUGAUCUCGAGAGGCUGGAUUUAGAGACCAGUGAGAGGAAUGGGCGGUAGGUUUUUUCUAGCCUGGAGAUCUUAUAUAGCGACUUACUUAUCUACUUGGAUACUAAGGAGGUAAGGGAUAGUGUGGGGGGAUGUGGAGAUGUAGGAAUAGGAUUCUACGUUUUCAUGAAUGCACGGACUAGAUACGGGAUACGGAUACGGAUGCGGAAAUGGAAAUGAAGAGGCGUUUGAGUUGAAAUAAAAAAACUUAGGUGCGUUCGAUACCUCGCGUCGGAAGAAAAGGGGAUAUUAUGUACCUGUUAGUACGUCGGAUGCGGUGACACUUUAUAAAAAAAUCCACCUGCGCAGCUUUUAAAGUCUAAGUC
Molecule: messenger RNA, 3613 nt
Organism: Annulohypoxylon maeteangense
Lineage: Eukaryota; Fungi; Ascomycota; Sordariomycetes; Xylariales; Hypoxylaceae
Exons: 7
Coding region: 591-3299 (902 amino acids)
Biological process (GO): positive regulation of transcription by RNA polymerase II
Cellular component (GO): nucleus
Molecular function (GO): transcription cis-regulatory region binding; zinc ion binding; DNA-binding transcription factor activity, RNA polymerase II-specific
Source: RefSeq, a predicted model, not a curated record